Alligator sinensis (Chinese alligator) is the source of this 1361-nucleotide messenger RNA. Its product is annotated as ADAMTS-like protein 1. The record is from RefSeq and is a predicted model, not a curated record. The annotation marks the transcript as partial. Gene Ontology annotation, cellular component: extracellular matrix. The transcript has 9 exons. Gene Ontology annotation, biological process: extracellular matrix organization. Lineage: Eukaryota; Metazoa; Chordata; Crocodylia; Alligatoridae. Gene Ontology annotation, molecular function: metalloendopeptidase activity.
UUAAGCAGGGGGCUGGACUAGUGGUGAUUUCCUGAGCUCCCUUCCAUCCUCGGAGUCGGCUUCCAGGCGCCCCUCGGCAUCACCCUGAGCCGAGUCAGUGGUGCUGGCAGGCGGGGCGGGGGCAGUCGCAGUGUCUCUUUAAGGCGUGUAAAGGUGGGGCGAGCCCCGGGCGCUCGCCCUGCACGCUUAUAAAUGUAGUAGCAGCAGCGGGUGAGCAGGCGCAGCCUGCCCAUGCCCGUGCCUCGGCCCCCAGCCCGGGAGAGCCAGCCCUCCCGGACUCCUCGCUUGAGCCGCCCGCCUGCGGGGCCCCGGCUCGGGGCUGCAGCCCGCCCAUGGCAGCGCCGCGGCAGCUCCUAGCGCUCGCUGCCUGGCUCCUCGCCUCGGUCGCGCAGGUUCCUGGUUGGUCCGCUCCUGUCUGGAGACAUCUGAAAUGCACAGCACCAUCUCAGGUUUGUGGAGACCAAAACCAAGGAGCUGUUUUUCUGCGUGAAUUUACAUUGAUUCGGAGAGAGAGCCUCCAUGAUGAUUUUUUGUCUGAUUUGCUGAAUAACCACAAAACAGAAGACCUGAGUUCCAGAACAGCUCGAUCUGAGGAAAACAGAGACAUGCUGUGGGAUGCCUGGGGUUCAUGGAGUGAAUGCUCACGCACUUGUGGAGGAGGAGCUUCCUACUCACUCAGACGCUGCCUGAGCAGCAAGAGCUGUGAAGGACGAAACAUUCGAUACAGAACAUGCAGCAAUGUGAACUGCCCUCCAGAAGCAGGAGAUUUUCGUGCCCAGCAGUGCUCUGCUCAUAAUGAUGUCAAGUACCAGGGACAGUUUUAUGAAUGGCUUCCAAUCUCUAAUGAUCCUGACAACCCAUGUUCACUGAAGUGCCAGGCUAAAGGAACAGCUCUGGUUGUAGAACUGGCGCCAAAGGUUCUCGAUGGAACGCGAUGCUAUACUGAAUCACUGGAUAUGUGCAUUAGCGGCUUGUGUCAAAUUGUUGGCUGUGAUCACCAGUUGGGAAGCACUGUCAAGGAAGAUAACUGUGGGGUCUGCAAUGGUGAUGGGUCCACCUGCCGGUUGGUUCGAGGCCAAUAUAAAUCUCAACUCUCAGCAAAUAAACUGGAUGACACGGUGAUUGCUGUUCCCUAUGGAAGUAGGCAUGUUCGCCUUGUGCUGAAAGGACCAGGCCACUUAUAUUUGGAAACCAAGACUCUUCAAGGUGUGAAGGGUGAAAACAGCCUCAGCUCCACAGGCUCCUUCUUUGUGGAUAAUUCUAGCAUUGACUUCCAGAAGUUUCCAGACAAGGAGAUACUCAGAAUAUCUGGGCCUCUUGCUGCAGACUUCACAGUCAAGGUGAGGGUUAGAAAUGAAACA